Molecule: messenger RNA, 578 nt
Organism: Musca vetustissima
Lineage: Eukaryota; Metazoa; Arthropoda; Insecta; Diptera; Muscidae
Gene: Manf
Product: mesencephalic astrocyte-derived neurotrophic factor homolog
Exons: 4
Coding region: 26-547 (173 amino acids)
Biological process (GO): neuron projection development; dopaminergic neuron differentiation
Cellular component (GO): endoplasmic reticulum
Molecular function (GO): calcium ion binding
Source: RefSeq, a predicted model, not a curated record
GAAAAUUUGUUUCUAAUUUCCAGAAAUGAAAUCUCAACUUGUUUUUACACUAUUUGUGGGUUUGGCCAUUUUGGCCCAAGUAUCCUAUGCCUUGAAAGAGGAAGACUGUGAAGUUUGUGUUAAGACCAUCCGCAAGUUUGCUGAAUCCCUUACCGAUGCCACCAAAAAAGAUUACAAAUUAAUCGAAACAGAGUUCAAAAAAUUCUGUAAGACACAGAAAAAUAAGGAACAAAGAUUGUGUUACUAUUUGGGUGGCUUGGAAGAAUCUGCUACUGGUAUCCUAAAUGAAAUGUCCAAACCCUUGAGUUGGUCUAUGCCAGCUGAAAAAGUUUGCGAAAAACUAAAGAAGAAGGAUUCACAAAUCUGUGAUUUACGUUAUGAAAAACAAAUUGAUUUGAAUGCUGUCGAUUUGAAGAAGCUCAAAGUACGUGACUUGAAGAAAAUCCUCAAUGACUGGGAUGAGACCUGUGACGGUUGUAUUGAAAAGACCGAUUUUAUUAAGAGAAUAGAAGAGCUCAAACCUAAAUAUGUUCAUAGUGAAUUAUAAGGAACAAAAAAACCACCAACAGUUCAAAGAA